GAUAAUAAAUAAGAUUAUCUUCUGUUCCGUGGAUGUGUUUAUAAACAAACAAUAUAACUUCGCGUAUAUAUGACACCCAGGCUCGAAACAAUAAUUUGUGGAUAAAGCAAAGAGUUGUUCCGUGCCGGAAUCAAACCCGCAACACAUUGCACGGCUGUUAGUUGCCCAACCACCAACCGUUCACCAACCUGGCACCAACCGUACAGUUAAUUCUUUUGAUGCUUUGUAAAUAGUUUUUUUUUUCAUUAUAUAUAAUUAGCUAUCUAUCAAUUUAGUUACAUAGAUUUAAAUGCAAUAAAUAUUAAUCAAUAAGCAAAUUGGAGUCGUAGAGUUCUAGAAAUACAGAAAUAUCGAUAACGUGAAUCGGUAAUCGUAUACAAUAAAGUUACCGAUAUUUCCAGGCCUAGCCUAGCAAGCUUAUUCGUCUCGAACGUAGCUUUGAUUUGACAAGCUUGUCGGCUGCUUGGCUUGUUUGUUUGUUUGAACUCCACAAGAAAGAAAUGACUUAUAAUUUUAAAAGUUGUUGACGAAUCGCGAUAAUUUAUUUACAUUGAAAUGGGUUGUACUCAAAGUGAAAUAUCCCCGCAAAAUGAAACACCAAGAAAAGGUUGCACCGAUGUUUUGUGGCUAAUUAUUUAUAUAUUAUUCUGGAUAUUAAUGAUAAUCGUAGCUGCGAUAUCUUUUGUGUACGGGAAUCCUUUACGAGUUAUUAAUGGAUUUGAUUCUUUUGGGAACACAUGUGGAGUGAAAAGCAACUACAAGCUAACAGCAGCACCUGUGUCUGGAAUAAGUACAAUUGACAAAAAGUAUUUAUUUUUUAUGGACGUAAAAGAGCUUCAAAGGUCUCUGAAAAUAUGUGUGAAAGAAUGUCCUAAUAAGAAAUUGGAGUCUAUGGCUGAUAUACAGAACUUCUAUAAGGAGACUGGAUCUAACCUUUGCCGUUAUGAUAUCAAUUUGAACUCAUUGGCUAGUAAUAGUGAUGUAUCUAACAACUACAUUGGGCCGUGUCCAACACUCCCAGUGUAUGAGACAUUCCCACUGCUAAAUAGAUGUUUCCCUAAGUCAGCAAAAGAACUUACAAAGAAAGUAUUCAAUGACUUUUAUGACCUGCUGAACAGUUGGGAUACUAUUGAGCAGAUGCUCUCAGAUCUAUAUUCAUCAUGGAAGGAGAUGAUCAUUUGUGUCAUUAUUGCAUUUAGUAAGUAUAAUUUUGCAUUUAUGCACCUGACCCAACCCUUGAUUGAUUGUGAUAUAAUCACUAAUCAAUGUUCCAUAUUUAGACUGGGCAAAAUUCAAUUCAUAUUCAAAAUCACUCAAAUUUGGGUUUAUAAUGAAGAAAUCAAUAAGAGCCAUAACUGAGCAAGAUUAAGUGUACAAUACUUAUUCCUACUGCUUUGAAGAACCUAGGGAUAAUGUUGUGUGGCAAAAAUUACUACAAUAACUAUAAACUUAAUUUAAAUGUAUAGAUCACUUAAAAAUAUUGUAUUUCUAACAUAAUGGUCAUGCUCUCCUUGGCUCAAUCUACUUUGUGUUAUUGACUCAGUCAUCAUUAAUCAAAAGAAGGACAAAUUACAAUCAAAUAAUAGUCAAUCUAAUAAUAUCUAUCUCAGUGCAACACCAUCUACCAUCUUAAUUCUUAAAUAAAUAAUUCAAUUUGGCCUUCAUAGAUGAAAUAAGAAAGGAUCUAGCUUAUUUCAAUUUACUGUAGGAAGCUGUAUCAUUGAGCUAUAAAUACACUAAAGUAGGUAGGAGUUAUGAACUGACUCAUUUUACCGGUGAUGUCACUCAACCAAUGCUAAGCUAACAAUUGCUUGAAUAAUUUAGUCUAGCACUCUAUUUAAUUAUGUUGGUUAGGUGCCAGUGUGUUGCCAGUAGUCCUUUCAUUAAUAAAAUGUUUUUCCAUGUAGGUCAUACUACUGUGAAUGAAAAAAAAAAUUAAUUAAUUAUUCUUUUUUCUUUUUUGUUAUAAUUCAAAUCAUGAUGAUGUUGUAAAAAUAGGUGAACAAUGUAAUUUAGGAUUGAAGAUUUUAAUAAAA
This is a messenger RNA of Spodoptera litura, 2036 nucleotides long. Its product is annotated as choline transporter-like 1. Gene Ontology annotation, cellular component: membrane. The record is from RefSeq and is a predicted model, not a curated record. NCBI's taxonomy places the organism in Eukaryota, Metazoa, Arthropoda, Insecta, Lepidoptera, Noctuidae. Gene Ontology annotation, molecular function: transmembrane transporter activity. Gene Ontology annotation, biological process: transmembrane transport.